Messenger RNA from Phytophthora nicotianae INRA-310, 495 nucleotides. RefSeq lists its product as hypothetical. The coding region runs from base 1 to 495 and encodes 164 amino acids. The record is from RefSeq and is a predicted model, not a curated record. Lineage: Eukaryota; Oomycota; Peronosporomycetes; Peronosporales; Peronosporaceae. The transcript is spliced from 4 exons.
AUGGAGGGAAGUACAAGGCCAGGGGCAAAGGGAAAAGAAAGCGGCAGCGCUCAAGGGCCUUGCAGUGCGGCGUACAGAUCAAUGCCUGUGUGCAAGUGGUGGAUCCAACUGGCCCGAAGCUCACAUCCCGCUGAAACCCGACGUGCUGUCUACAGUGGACCAUCUUCGCCGGGCUGGAGCAAAGAAGAAGAAUAUUUUGGCCUACAUUCACGACAACUCAUCUUUUCUGUCGAGCGCAACCUGGACUUGCCAUCCAAGCUGAAGGAGAUUAAGGUUUUGACGUCACAGGUGGAUGUACUGGACAUUGCAGGCAAGGGACUAAUAACGGACGAGAUAAUGCACAAGAUUCUGGCCAAGAUAUUUGGCUCCAAGGACGGAAUUACUGUCUUCGAUUCGUCAACACUUGGCACUGUAGUUGACGGAAAGGUGACCACCUGUGUAAUGGGCCCGCUACGUGCCCACUACUUCGGCUUACACGUUAGCGCACGUGUAUGA